Molecule: messenger RNA, 1092 nt
Organism: Morus notabilis
Lineage: Eukaryota; Viridiplantae; Streptophyta; Magnoliopsida; Rosales; Moraceae
Product: DNA repair RAD52-like protein 2, chloroplastic
Exons: 3
Coding region: 65-709 (214 amino acids)
Biological process (GO): double-strand break repair via homologous recombination
Molecular function (GO): DNA binding
Source: RefSeq, a predicted model, not a curated record
AGAAAAGAAAAGAGGGGGGUUUUUGGUUUGGUUGGAGAAGCAGAAGCAGAAGCAAAAGAAGAAGAUGGCGAUGGCGAUGGCGAUGCAGCUGAAAUUGCAGGAUCAGAGGAGAAACAAUGAUUGGAGGAGAAUCAUGGGAAUCGGAGGAGGAACAAGAGCUUCUCCUAGUAUUACUAGAAAUAGUGCCAGUUUUUGUGUCGUACGUGGUGCUGUGAGCCGCAACGGGAACGAUGCCUCCAGCCCCAAGUCGAAGAAAGUCGUGGGCGGAGUUCCGCAGUCGGGAGAUCCACAGUCGAACUACGUGGUGCCGCUGGGGAACUCGUCUUCCACUUCAAUAAUCCGCCCUCUUGAGGAGAUCCUCAGAGACCUCAACAAGCGAAUCCCCGACAACAUCAUCGUCUCAAAGACGACUGCUCAAUCAUCCUUCUCAAUCCCCUGGUACCAUGCCAAUCGCAUGUUGAGCUUCUACGCUCCUGGAUGGUGCGGGGAAAUACGCGAUGUGAUUUACUCUGAGAAUGGAACUGUCACCGUUGUCUACCGUCUCACUAUUCGUGGAUCUGACGGCGAGGCAUACCGUGAGUCAUCGGGAACAAUAUCUUCUAGCGACGGCAACACCGCUGAUCCGGUUGCUGCAGCGGAGGAAAUAGCUUUCUGCAGGGCAUGUGCUCGAUUUGGCCUUGGCCUUUAUUUGUAUCAUGAAGAGAAGUAGACGCAAGCAAAUAUAUAUGUGACAACGGGGUUACCUUUGCCAGCUUAGCUUUGUGUCUACUCUUCGUUUUGUUUGCUGAAAAAUGAUACUCGACUUUCUCUCCUUUCAAUUAUGUAAAUAUCCAACACGUAAGAAAGAAUUGGUCAUCUCAGAUGGCUGUUUUUGAUUUAGCUGAGUAGAAUAUCUUCCUAAGCCAGCUUAGGAAUUCUUUUUGGUCGGAGGGACGUGAAAUUGCACUGCAUAUUUUCUUACAUGUAACAGACCAUUAUUCUCACUCUCUUAUAUCAAUUCCUUUGGAUGACUAAAUUGAGAACUUGCAAAUGAACAUUAUGUCUUGUUACUUUGAAAUGAAUAGAGUCAACGAAAGUCUUGUAACAGUGAAA